Messenger RNA from Choloepus didactylus (southern two-toed sloth), 5650 nucleotides. RefSeq names its product sterile alpha motif domain containing 9 (gene SAMD9). Lineage: Eukaryota; Metazoa; Chordata; Mammalia; Pilosa; Megalonychidae. Gene Ontology annotation, molecular function: protein binding. The record is from RefSeq and is a predicted model, not a curated record. Gene Ontology annotation, cellular component: cytoplasm.
AUCAAGGAGCAUAUUUCAAGUCUCUGAUAUAAAAGGUGGAAGUCUUCACAAAAGCCCUGGAGGAAGGAAAGAGACAUCAAAUGUUUUCUGCACUGAAAUACAUGGUUUCCUCCUUAUUUAUAUAGAAGAAAUUUGCAAGACAGCCUGAGCAUGUUGGUGGCUUGUUGCAACCUACCACAUAACACUGUGAAGUGGGACAAUUUCCACUUCUUCUCAAGUCCAUUUUUUGGUAUCAAAAUGGCAGAGCAACUGGACCUACCAGAAAAUACAGAUAACUGGACAAAAGAAGACAUAAAUAAUUGGUUAGGAAGUCAUAAGAUUGACCAAAAGCACAGGGAAAUCUUGACGGCCCAAGAUGUGGAAGGAGCAAUCUUGAAAUUAUUAACCAAAAAAGACCUUGUUGAUAUGGGCAUAACACAUGGGCCAGCUAUCCAAAUAGUACAACUACUCAAAGAAUUUUGGAAAAUGUCCUCUGAAGAUCCUAUUCAGACAUCUAGGAAGAAAAAAGACAGUAAAAAUGUUUCUAAAAAAAAAACUUUGAUGGAAGAUGAAAAUGGAGAUACUUCAAAGCAAAAACAAAAGGACAAAGAGAAAUCAGAUAUUGCUACUGCCUCUACAAUGAGCAAAGUUGAAAAAGAUUCUAAAUCACUAAGCAAUAAGUUCAUGGAAGAUGAGACUGAUGAUACAAAGGAAAAUCAGCCAUCCACAGAACCAACAUGUAGACCAUACCCUUUUAAUGAAUUCGAUGUUCCAUAUUGUUAUAAAUUGCAUUCUAUUCUACAGCCUGAAACAGGACCACUCAAUCUCAUUGCUCCAAUACAUGGAUUCAAAGAGAAAAGAAAUACAGAAGGAACCACAGAAAAGAAUCUUGAGAUGAAAUUUAGCAAUGAGGUCUUCCGAUUUGCUUCAGCUUGCAUGAAUUCACGUACCAAUGGCACCAUUCAUUUUGGAGUCCUGGAUAAACCCCAUGGCAAAAUUGUAGGGACAAAACUCAAUACAGCAGCACUCAUUUCCCACUUCAAUCUGAUGACUGAAAAGUAUUUUGAAGAACAUCAGGUCCUACAAGCAAAGAAGUGCAUUCAACAACCAAGGUUUGUGGAAGUUUUACUGCCAAAUAGUACUCCAUCUGACAGAUUCGUUGUCGAAGUAGAUGUCAUUCUAAAACACUCUGUAUGUAGAGAUGAUUAUUUUCAGAUUAAAAUGCAAAAGUGUUCUAACAAUACAACAUGGGAACAAAGUCCAAUCUCAGUCUUUGUGCGAGAUGGGGCCAGGACUAUGAACAUUGUGAAAAAUAAAACAGAUUUCAAAGCAUUUAAAUUAGAUCUGAAAACAAUGGCAGAGUCUAGAAAAGAGGCAGAAGAAAAAUGGGGAGUAAAAACAAAUAAAAAGGAGAAUGAGGGAACAAAGCUGGUUGAACUCCUCACAGGAAACACCGACUCACUAGAGAAUUCAUACUACAACUGGUACAUUCUUGUAACAAAUAAAUGCCAUCCAAACCAAAUAAAACACUUAGAUUUCCUAAAGGAAAUUAAAUUGUUUGCUGUGUUGGAGUUUGAUCCUGAAUCUGCGAGCAAGGGGGUACUCAAAACUUACAAAGAAAGCAGAGUAGCUAAUCUUCACUUUCCAAGUGUAUAUGAAGAAGAGAAAACCACAAGUGAGAAGACUUCUCUUCUGAAUCUUUACCAGCAACCCAGCUGGAUCUUCUGCAAUGGUAGGUCAGACCUUGACAGUGAAACAUCAAGAUUUAAAUCCUUAGAUCCAAGUUCCUGGCAAAGAGAAAGGGCUUCUGAAGUCAGAAAACUGAUUUCAUUUCUUACACAUGAAGACAUACUAGAAAGAGGGAAGUUGGUGUUAUUUCUGUUACUCUCAUCUGUGGAUGACCCAAGAGACCCUCUCAUUGAGACUGUCUGUGCUUUCUACCAAGAUCUCAAAGGAAUGGAAAAUAUACUUUGCGUUUGUGUAAAUUCUCAGAUGUGUCAGAGAUGGAAAGAUCUACUUGAAGUAAGAUUAACAAAACAGCAAGAUGAAUUAACAAAUCAAUGUAUUUCUGCCUUAAGUCUUGAAGAGAUAAAUGGCACUAUUCUUAAACUAAAAUCUGUAACUCGGUCUUUAAAGAGAUUUUUGCCAUCUACUGGUUCUUCUGCUGUUCUUCUGAAAAAGGAAGAAACCAUGACUGCCCUAGAAAUUCUCUGUGAAAACAAAUGUGAGGGUACACUCUUAGAGAAGGAUAAAAAUAAAUUACUUAAAUUCGUGGCAUCAAAAGAGGCAAACUUCUAUCGAGGUGGUAAGGUAUCAUGGUGGAACUUCUACUUUUCUUCUGCAAACUAUUCGACAUCUUUUAUCAAAAGGGAUAAAUAUGAAAAACUUGAAAGAAUGAUUCAAAACUGGGCAGAUUCUUCUAAACCAAUAUGUGCCAAAAUUAUUCAUCUGUUUCAUCAUCCAGGCUGUGGGGGAACUACCUUGGCUAUGCACAUUCUCUGGGAACUAAGGAAGAAAUUCAGAUGUGCUGUGCUGAAAAACAAAACAGUGGAUUUUGCUGAAAUUGGAGAACAGGUGACCAAUUUAAUCACCUAUGGGAACAAUAAUCAUCAGGAAUACUUACCUGUACUGCUCCUUGUAGACGAUUUUGAAGAACAAGACAAUGUCCAUCUUCUGAAGACCUCUAUUGAAAAAGCUGUAGAAAAAAAGCAUAUUCGAUAUGAGAAACCUCUAGUGAUCAUCCUAAAUUGCAUGAGAUCACAGAAUCCUGAAAAAAGUGCAAAGGACACAGACAGUAUUGCCCUAAUACACCAACUCUCUCUCCAAGAACAGAGAGCUUUUGAGCGUAAGUUGGAAGAAAUUAAAGAAAAGUGUGAAAACUUCAAAGAUUUUUAUUCCUUCAUGAUCAUGAAAACCAAUUUUAACAAAAAGUACAUAGAAAAUGUGGUCAGGAAUAUCCUGAAGUAGAAUAUUUCCACCAAGGAAGCGAAGCUCUUUUCUUUUCUAGCCCUUCUUAAUUCAUAUGUGCCCGAUACCACUAUUUCCUUAUCACACUGUGAAAACUUCUUGGGGAUUGCAAACAAAAGGGCUAACUGGGGAAAAGAAAGCUUUGAAGGUAGGAUGGGCACCUACUCUACAAUUCUGAUAAAAACAGGGGGGGAAUGUAGGAAAUACAGUGGGAUACGCAUUAUUCACCCUUUGAUUGCAAUUCAAUCAUUGGAAGAAUUGAAGACAAGCUACCACUUGAAAAAAAGUCAAAUUAUGCUGGAUAUGCUAAAAGAAAAUUUGUUCUAUGAUCCUAGUAUAGCAAGAGGCAAAUUUUCCCAAGAUAUGCAAACACUGUUGCUUACAAGACAACGCAAUGAACACGAAGGUGAGACAGGAAAUUGGUUUUCCCCAUUCACUGAAGCAUUACAUGAAGAAGAAGGGAAUGCAGCAGUUAACAAUGUGUUGCUUGAAGGCAGCAGUAGAUUCAACUCAAAUGCAUUCAUUUGCCAAGCCUUGGCAAGACACUUCUACAUUAAGGAGAAGGACUUUAACAAUGCUCUGCAUUGGGCAAAUCAAGCAAAAAAGAUAGAACCUAACAAUUCUUAUAUCUCAGAUACACUGGGUCAAGUCUACAAAAGUAAAAUAAGAUGGUGGGUAGAGUAUAAUGGAAAAACCAGUAACAUUUCAGUUGAUGAUCUAACUGAUCUUUUGGAUUUGGCAGUACAUGCCUCAAAUGCACUCAAAGAAUCUCAACAGCAAAGUGAAAAUAGGCUGCAUGAAGUAUGGGAAAGCCUGUGUCAGAAGUCAAAAAGGAGGUAUGAGAUAUGCAAUACAGCUGGUUAUCAAGGGGAGAUAGAAGUUGACCUCUACACAAUCCAGAGUCUCCAGCUUAUUCCUUUUUUUGACAACAAAAAUGAACUGUCUAAAAGAAACAUGGUCAAUUUUCUAUCAGGAAGUAGUGCUAUUCUUGGGGAUCCAGACGAUGAAUUUAAAUUAGUCCUCAAAAAUUUUAUUCCUUAUCUAACUAAUUUGCAACACUCUUUGAAAAAGUCUUUUGAUUUUUUUCAUGAUUAUUUUGUCCUUCUAAAACCCAGGAACAACAAUAGGCUAAAUGAAGAGGCCAAAAUUCAGAGAAAAGUGGAUGUAUGUUUUAAGAAAUAUGAAGAUAUAUUUGGUCUUGUAGAGGAAUCACAAAACAAAGAUCUCAGAUCAAAGCUCACUUUGCCACUUCAAGUAGAGAGGUGUUGGAGGAGCCUAGAAGCUUUAAAAGCAGACAAGUUUUCUGGGCUCUUGGAAUAUCUUAUCAAAAGUCCAAAAGUUGCUAUAACAACCAUGGAAGAUAUAGUGAACAAAUAUACUUUUCUCUUUGAACAAUGCACUGAGAGAAUCCAGCCAAAGGAAAAGCAAAAUUUCAUUCUGGCCAACAUCAUUCUCUACUGUAUUAAAUCUACCUCCAAAUUAUUGAAACCAAGUAAAACACUGAAAGAUCAACUUAGGAAAGUCCUGCAACCUAUAGGACUGACUUACUGCUUUUCAGAACCCUAUUUCCUAGCUUCUCUUUUAUUCUGGCCAGAAAACCAACAACUAGAUGAAGAUUCCAAACAAAUGGAAAAAUAUGCUCACUCACUGGAAAAUUCUUUCAGGGGGCAAUAUAAACAUAUGUAUCUCUCCAAGCAACCAAUUGCGUAUUUCUUUCUUGGAAAAGGUAAAGAUAUGAACAGGCUUAUUCACAGAGGAAAAAUUAAUCAGUGCUUACCAAAGAUACCUGACAUUAAUUCCCUCUGGCAGACUGGAGAGGUAUGGAAAGAAGAAGUUCAAGAACUUUUACUUCGUUUAAAAGGCCGAGCUGAAAAUAAUCGCUUAUACAUAGAAUAUGGACUCCGUGAAAAAAUCACAAUACCCAUCACACCUGCUUUCUUUGGUCAACUUAGAAGUGGCAAAAGUAUAGAAAAAGUGUCUUUUUACCUGGGAUUUUCCACUGGAGGUCCACUUGCUUAUGAUAUUGAGAUUAUUUAAAAGCCUCAUCUUCUCCCUCCAGAAAUGUGAUCUCAGUACCAUCUUGGACAUUUUUUUAGAUCCAAGAAAUAUACAUUAAAUUGGCAAAUUUCUAGAGACAGUCCCUAUCCAUACAAUAGUUUAAGCCCUGCACAUACAAUAGUUUAAGCUCGUUAUGAGUUCUACAGAGACUACGUUAAUGGAUGAAGGAGUGAGAUUUGUGGAAAAUAGCAAAGCUCUCCCUUAGUUUGGGUCAGCUAAAAGAAUUUAUUAGGCAAUCAGGGAAAUUUGAACUCAGACUGGUAUCUGAUUAUAUUAAGGUGUUAUUCUUGAUUUUUUAGGUGAGAUAAUGAUAUUAUGUUUUAAAGAGUUCUUAUCUUUUAGAGAUACACACUAAAGUAUUUGUGAAUAAAUAAUAUGAUCUAGGUCUGCUGCAAGGUAAUCCAGGGCUGGGGUAUGGGGGUGGUAAAAGGAGAGAAGAGAAGCACUAUAGCUGCAACCAGAUUGAAUACGAGUUAAUAGUAAUUGUUGAGACUGGGUGAUGGCUACAUGAAGGUUUGUUAUACUAUUCUCUGACUGCUUUUGACUUUGCUUUUGAACAUUUUCUGUAAUAAAAUGUUUGCAAAACAAAAACAAACCAAAAAAGCAAAUUAUUUUUAUCUUCACAAUCCCAUUAGAAUUUUUUUCU